Molecule: messenger RNA, 634 nt
Organism: Hyaloscypha bicolor E
Lineage: Eukaryota; Fungi; Ascomycota; Leotiomycetes; Helotiales; Hyaloscyphaceae
Exons: 1
Coding region: 30-536 (168 amino acids)
Source: RefSeq, a predicted model, not a curated record
GCCGCCCAGAAGAUCGCUGGCCAUGAUUAAUGCCUUCGUUUCGUCAUGGGCUGCGCAAUGGAUACUCGCAACGAUGUCUCCUCUCUCAUCAUUCAACCCCGAGGCGGAGACACCUCAGCAUUCGCAAAUGUGGCGGCUGCACAGCCCUGUCCCGUUCAGCCCAAACAGUUUCAUUCGGAUCCCUCGGCCAUCAUCGCUUGACAACGCUUUCAAGGGCAUCUCGUGGCCGCGAGUCAGAAAGCUUGCUUCAUCCAGCCCGCCUGCAAGAGGAGCUUGGCCAACGGCCACCAACCAUUGGUUUAAGUCUUGCUCCUGGUGAACCCAGACCUGAGGUUUGGUGGCUCAAAAAGACUCGGCGUCGAGCCAUGGCAUCGGCUGCAGUCCCCAGUGUUGUGGGGAAACCAAGAUCUUACCCGGAUCUCACAAAGCUUGUGAUGAUCCCGUCGAGAUUCGAGCUUGGAGAUGCAAGUAGUGAGCGCACGGGUCUUCAUGAAAAGGGAUUUCAAGGGAGGGACCUGUUUGUUCGGACUGUCUAGUUGUCGAAGCUGGCAGAGGGGGCUCUCAGGCUUGCCAUAGCACAGCAUAGAUAAUUUCAAAAAGUUGCUCCAAUGAUAUGGACCUGCUUUGAUGCUUG